This is a messenger RNA of Raphanus sativus (radish), 991 nucleotides long. RefSeq names its product PLASMODESMATA CALLOSE-BINDING PROTEIN 4. The transcript is spliced from 4 exons. The record is from RefSeq and is a predicted model, not a curated record. Bases 128 to 772 code for a protein of 214 amino acids. Lineage: Eukaryota; Viridiplantae; Streptophyta; Magnoliopsida; Brassicales; Brassicaceae.
CACACCCCAACACUUGCCUUUAUUGUCUAGAACCCUCUCUCUCUCUCAAAAACAAGUUCUAUCCGAGCCUUUUGUUCCUUUGUAAUUCGCUCUCUACCGCAAGAGAUAUCUAAACAUCAACACAGUCAUGUCGGUACUACUUCCUUUGUGUCUGAUUAUCUCCAUGAUUGCCUAUUCAAAUGCUGCGUACUGUGUGUGCAAAGACGGGAACGAGCAAGUGCUUCAGAAGGCAAUAGACUACGCAUGUGGAGCAGGAGCUGACUGUUCUCAGAUCCAGCAAAACGGAGCUUGUUACCAGCCUAACACCGUCAAAAACCACUGUGACAUCGCCGUCAACAGUUACUACCAAAAGAAAGCUUCAUCCGGCGCCACCUGUGACUUUAACGGCGCAGCUAUCAUCUCUACCUCCCCUCCAUCAACCGCUUCAAGCUGUUUAACCGGUUCCAGCUCUAGUGGGACCCCAUCCACUGGGACACCAACCACAGGGACACCAACCAGUGGCUUCCCAUCCACAGGCACUCCACCGUCCACCGGGACUCCCACAACCGGAAUGCCUAACACCGGGACUCCUUCCACUUCCACUGGUACGCCAACUUCAGGCACGCCCACAAGCGGGAUGCCAACUUCGUCUUCAUCUUCUGUGUUCCCGGGCACUGCUCUUGGACCAACCGGGAGCGGCGGGCUAGAUCCUAGUAACGGAGAAAAGAUAUCAGUCCGAACUAACUCGGUGUUCUUGUUACUAGCCGGUGCAGCGAUGAUACUUGUGGUUUAGAAAACAUCAUCUCAGGACAUAUGGUUGGUUGUAAUGGAUGGGGACUGAGAUUUUGCCUACGGCUUAGUAACUGCUACCUCUCUUUUUUUUUUCACUCUUGUCUUUGUUAUUAGCUAGUAAUCUGGGGAUGUUCAUCAAGAGCUUUUUCUUAAUUUUUGUAAAUCCGGAGGAUGAGACGCUCUUUUUUAUUUAUUUUUUAUCCUUAUUUUUCUUCGAAUC